CUGGGCUGGACAUUUGGAGGAUCUCGGAGCAAAGGAAGACUGUCCUCUGUCCCGUGGGGCAGAACCCCACAGGCCCCGGCCUCCAGCCGCUUUCUGAGGGAUGCUGGGCGCCAUGGCAACGGGCAGUCCACAGAGAGACCUGGGCUGUGUCGUUCUGAGCAAACCGGACCGGGCUCGGCUCCUUCCGGGGUUCUGCAGACUGCUUUUUGUCCCCGUGGAGUCAGAAAGCGCCUGGAGGGCUUCGACCCACAUAUCGGGGUUCUGGAACCCCCCCCACUCCCCCCGCCGCCCCACUGGAGCCCGCUCGUCCUCAAUAAAAACAAGUUCUGGUCCCCGAUCGGCCAAUUAAAACUUUGCAAAGUGCGGAGUGGGCGGAGCCUCACACAGAUUAGUCUAAAGCAGAGAACAAACGGGUGGAGAGGGAAGAGCGCAGAGGGAGGCAGAGGCUGCGAAGAGCUCAGGGUUCCUGUGGAAAACAAAGACAAGAAAAGCCGCCUCCAGCUGCAUAAUGAAUGGAUGGCCUUCAUGCAGAUGCUGCUCCUCCGUCCCCUGCAGAUCAAGCCCCAAACCGCCUGUCUUCAGCCCGCUGGAGGCCAGAGGGGUCCCUCCCCGCUGCCUCAGUUAAAAUUAGAAGCCAGCCCCCCCCCCCCCCCGCCCACCCACCCACCCACCCAGCCCCCGACCCGCGGCACCUGA
Molecule: messenger RNA, 696 nt
Organism: Menidia menidia (Atlantic silverside)
Lineage: Eukaryota; Metazoa; Chordata; Actinopteri; Atheriniformes; Atherinopsidae
Source: the annotation of a GenBank genome assembly